This is a messenger RNA of Adineta ricciae, 1083 nucleotides long. Lineage: Eukaryota; Metazoa; Rotifera; Eurotatoria; Adinetida; Adinetidae. The record is from the annotation of a GenBank genome assembly.
AUGGCAUCGUCGACAUCAUCAACGCCGUCUCCGAAUCCAAUUGUGACAUCGAAUGGUAGCGGAGGCGGCAGUGGUCCACCAUCCGCUGGUGCCAGUGGUCAAACAUCAAACAAUUCGAGUGCAAAUGCAGGUCAACAACAAACAUCAGGCGCAAAUAAUCCAGCAAAUGACACGCCUGUAUCUUCUGAACGUAUUGCUUCUUGGAUAACAGAAUUGUUGUCAUCAACAACACGUGAAAAUGCUCUCAUGGAAUUAAGUCGUAAGAGAGAAAAAGUUGUCGACUUAGCUGUUUUACUUUGGCAUUCAUUUGGAUCUGUUGCUGUUCUCUUACACGAAGUGAUUUCGGUCUACCCAUAUAUAACACCUCCAACAUUAACAGCUCAACAAUCCAAUCGCGUGUGCAAUGCUCUAGCAUUACUUCAAUGUAUAGCAUCUCAUCCUGAAACUCGUUCACUUUUUAUUCAAGCGAAUAUUCCACUUUUUCUGUAUCCAUUCUUAAACACCAAAUCAUCGACACGACCAUUCGAAUAUCUUCGUUUAACAUCCUUAGGUGUCAUCGGUGCACUGGUUAAAACUGACGAAACAGAAGUGAUCAAUUUCUUAUUAACAACGGAAAUCAUUCCUCUCUCAUUACGUAUUAUGCAAUCCGGUAGUGAAUUAUCCAAAACAGUGGCGACAUUCAUCUUACAAAAAAUUCUCGCCGAUGAUUGCGGUCUGAAUUACAUCUGUCAAACAUUCGAUCGCUUUUCGCACGUGGCCAUGGUCUUAGGACGAAUGGUCUUACAACAACAAAAAGAAGCAAGUGGAAGAUUACUGAAGCAUAUCAUCCGCUGUUAUUUACGUUUAUCGGAUAAUGCUCGUGCACGUGAAGCGCUCCGUUCAUGUCUUCCAGAUUGUCUCAAAGAUCAUACAUUUGAUGCUAUUCUCAAAGAAGAUCAAUCAACAAAAAAAUGGUUAUCGCAAUUAUUACUCAAUCUCGAAACACCGGUUACCGCAAAUGCUAGCAACUCUCAACAAGGAACAUCAGGCAAUAAUAUCGUCUCUCAACAAGCCCAACCUGCAUCACCACUUGGAAUGGGAUAA